UGGUCUUCGAUCCUGCAGUGUGGGGGGAUCGGGAAGAUGCUGCAGCAGUCAGGCUCGGGGUCUAUUAUAAACAUGCUAAAGACUAGUCUUGAAGUUGAACGGUGAUGAUUUUCCGUUUUGACCCACUCGUACUCCCACGUGAAGAAUUGUGUGUUUGGAAUUAAAUGCUAAUGGAGAAAACAACUGUAAAGAAGUGAAGAAAACAAAAUGUCAUACGAUAUUGUACAUGGUGAUUUUGCAUCAGGUCUGCGUACACGGCUCCAUGAUGCAGCAUUUAACAACGAUGUAGCAUCUUUAAGAUUAAUGGUUCAACAAGGAGUUGCAGUCAACGUUUCUACUAUAGAAGGAACCACAGCAUUACACGAGGCAUGUAGCCAGGGCCAUAUUGGCUGUGUCAAGCUGCUACUGGAAGCUGGAGCGGAGGUGAACGCCAUGACUAUAGACAGCUCUACGCCACUAUGUGAUGCAUCAAGUUAUGGUAACGUUGAGUGUGUGAGACUUCUACUGAGGUUUGGAGCACUCACUAAUCCACCAUUGAAUCUUUCAACUGCUCUUCAUGAGGCGGCCAUGAGAGGCCAUGUAGAUUGCCUACAGGAGCUGGUUACAGCUGGAGGCAAAUUGGAGGCCAUGGAUUUACACUUUGGGACUCCCCUUCACGCUGCCUGCUUCAGAGAGAGCAUCCAAUGCGCCAAGGUGCUACUGAAAGCAGGAGCUAAUGUCAAUGCCCUCAAAAUUCACGCAACGCCCCUCCACGUUGCGGCAUCAACAGACAAUCCUGACCUGACCACCCUACUACUUGACUUUGGUGCAAAUGUCCACUACACAGACAACAGAGGGAGACGGCCAAUUGACAUAGCAGUCGGUGGCAGUGUGGUGGCAGGAAUACUAAGGUCUCAUGCAGAGACAGUGUUACCCCUCACACAGCAGUGCCGUCUCUUGAUACGAAGACAUCUCGGACAUCAGAUUACGGUCUCCAUACACGCCUUAGGAUUACCUACGAUGCUUCAGAAUUAUAUUUGUUUCACGAGGAGGUAACAGGAAGAGGUCGAAGGUGGACUUAAUGCACCGUAUUUUUGGCUGUGUGAGGGCUUGCUCAGGAGUAUAUUUAUCACUUCCGAGGGUAUACGCAAUUUGUGGUGCACAGUUUCAAUAGGCGUUCUGUCACUUUUGUUGCGCCGUAGAUUCAAUUUGCUUUAGAGGUGGGUUGUAUCGGCUCCUUUAAAUGUCUUAUGGUCCGUGAUGGAUUAGAUGACUGUGUUGUUUAUGUGGUCCAGUCUUUAAUAACUGUUUGGGGGAUGAAUGAAGUGAUUGAGAGAGCGCCCUCACAUGGUCAAAAAUAUGGUCCAUUGUCUUUACCUUUUCAAGUAUGGGAGCCCUAUUUCAUAUAGCUGCUUAAGCGGAAAAUAUUUUUGCCACACCUGUGGUUUGUAGCUUGUGACGACUGGCUAUGCGCUCUACUUUCUAAGCCUGAUCGAUUCUGGAAAGUGUGUUGACAUUUGCUUCUUUUACAUUUCAUCUCGCCCUUCGGAUUGGAAUUGGUAGGAAUGGUUAACUGGAAGUCGCAAGUUACGAUUAACCAUUUAUGAAAAUAACUGUAGUUGCACAACUCUACCAAGUGCAGAUAACUGUGGUAUCCAGUGUUAUGGUAAGCAGAUGUUUUUGGCUUACAGAGUGACCCUAUAAGCACAGCUUCUAUUUCAUAAACACUGCUUACCCUACUGCUAGCUUGUCGACAGUUCUCAUAAGCGGAUAAGUAUAACAUAACAAUGCAAAUCCAUUUUGAAUGCGCACAAACACUUGAAAAUAUUUUCAAUCAGGGCCCUGUUUCUUAAAGCUGUUUAGCAGAAAAUUCUGCUUGACAAGUUUCUCAAC
Molecule: messenger RNA, 1872 nt
Organism: Asterias rubens (European starfish)
Lineage: Eukaryota; Metazoa; Echinodermata; Asteroidea; Forcipulatida; Asteriidae
Product: ankyrin repeat and SOCS box protein 13-like
Exons: 7
Coding region: 208-1035 (275 amino acids)
Biological process (GO): positive regulation of protein catabolic process; protein ubiquitination; intracellular signal transduction
Molecular function (GO): protein binding
Source: RefSeq, a predicted model, not a curated record